Molecule: messenger RNA, 876 nt
Organism: Bipolaris sorokiniana ND90Pr
Lineage: Eukaryota; Fungi; Ascomycota; Dothideomycetes; Pleosporales; Pleosporaceae
Exons: 2
Coding region: 1-876 (291 amino acids)
Molecular function (GO): hydrolase activity
Source: RefSeq, a predicted model, not a curated record
AUGGCGAACCGGACGGCCAACGCCACACCCGUAAACCCAAUCGAAGUUGCGCUCCAUGGCUUCACAGGCUCCGGGGCCGUCUUCAAGCGCAAUGUCGCUGCCCUCUCCCAGCACUACUAUGUAAUUGUCCCAGAUCUCCGCGGCCAUGGCAGCUCCGACAAACCCAACGCCGGAUACCACGUCUCGCGCCUGGCCAUGGAUCUCAAGAACCUGCUCGACCACUUCAACCUCAGUAAUGCAGCAGCCGUGAAAGCCAUCGGCACAAGCCUAGGCGCAGCUAUCCUGUGGUCCUACAGCGAACUCUUCACCACAUCCCCCUUUUCCCACAUGAUUUUCGUAGACCAAGCGCCCCUGCAGAAUUACCUUGAGGAUUGGGGUCCACAGUUUGGCAAUCGAGGGUGUAAUUCGCCCGAAGCCCUCAAAGCGAUGCAAAACUCGCUGAUUAGUGAACCCGAAAAGGCGCAUGUGGGGACGAUUGCGGCGUGUCUAGGGUAUAGGUCGCAUCCACAGUCUGGCGAUCCAACGCCCGAGUCGGAGAUUUGGAAGGAGGAUGAGGCGUUCUUUUUGGGAGAGGCGAUGAAGGGGGAUGGGUGGUGGUAUGGGAAGUUGAUGGCGGAUCAUACGGCGAAUGAUUGGAGGUGGGCAAUUGCGCAGAAUUUGGGACCGGGGAGUGCGAGUAAGACGCGUGUUUUGGUGGUUGCGAGUAGUAGGAGUGGGUGCUUCCCUGCUGACGGUCCGCUUAAGGUUGUUGAGCUGGUCAAUGGAGGGAAAGGUGAGGGCCAUGCGAAGGGAGUGAUGGUAGAAUGGGGCGGUCACUGGUGUUACUGGGAGAAGCCUGAGCUGUUUAAUGAACUUGUGCUUGAGUUUUUGAAGUAG